Messenger RNA from Labeo rohita (rohu), 4278 nucleotides. RefSeq names its product coiled-coil domain containing 85C, b (gene ccdc85cb). The coding region runs from base 578 to 1780 and encodes 400 amino acids. Lineage: Eukaryota; Metazoa; Chordata; Actinopteri; Cypriniformes; Cyprinidae. Gene Ontology annotation, cellular component: apical junction complex. The transcript is spliced from 7 exons. The record is from RefSeq and is a predicted model, not a curated record.
UCGGAUCAUUUCACACCAGUCAAGGGGAAGAACCGAACCCGAGACCCUGAACAUUGACACACGUGAGGAGUUGAACGGCAAACCCCUUCACAUCUGAUCUUUGAAGUUUCCGAUGAAUUUUAACGUGAAUAUGGGCAUGUUUUUAAUGAAGGCGGUGUUUACGGUUGUUAUUUUUUGAAAUAACGUUACAGCUGCUCUUGAAACCUGUAAGAUCACGCGUGUCUAAAGGAUUUUUUUUUCAUGAGAAAGACAUCGAUUCAUUUACAACGAUGCUCGUGGAUAUGUGUAUCACGCAUAUUUUAGGAUAUUUAAAUACACGCGUGAUUGUAAAGUUAUCGGUAAGUGGGGCGUUAAUAAAGGUUUGACGGUUUGAAAAUAAAUUUGUGUGGAAUACAAAUCGGUUCAUGCAUAGUCUUCCAUUUUAAAGGGAUUCCCGUGAAUAUUUGCAUAAUCUAAUACGUGAAUAAUUGCCUUUUAAUGCUUUUUUAUAUUGCGUUUUUCUGGUGGGACUGAAACACAGCGCUAUGUUAGAUCUAUGUUGAAUAUUUAACCCUGAGACUGUUCCUCUAUAAGAAUCAUGAUGGCAAAACAUUGUCCUAAUGAUGAUCUGAGUAAGAUCUCUGAUGAUGAACUGGUCAGAUGGAGCAAAGAGGACUUGAUUAAGAGACUAAGAAGGGCUGACAGUGAGAAAAUGAACCUAAUGCUAGAACAUGGGAACAUGAUGAAGGACGUCAACCGCAGACUGCAGGUGCACCUCCACGAGAUCCGCAAUUUAAAGGAGAUCAACCAGAAACUGCAAGACGAUAACCAAGAGCUCAGGGAACUCUGCUGCUUUCUUGAUGAUGAUCGGCAGAAAGGUAAGAAGCUGUCUCGGGAAUGGCAGAGGUUUGGGAGGUAUACAGCGAGCUCCGUGUGGAAGGACGUGAGCACCUAUCAGCAGAAACUCAAGGAGCUGGAAGCCAACCAGGAAAACAUUCUUCGGGAGAAUGCAGAACUGAAGGAGAUCAUUCUCAUGUUGGAUGAAGAUAGGAAUGGAGCAGGAUCUAGGAGUUCAAUAGACAGCCAGUCCAGUCUGAGUAACUUGAAUGGAGGUUCGGGCACUGUCAGAGAUGUUGGCGAUGGCAGCAGUACCUCCAGCGGUGGAAGCGCAGGCAGCCCUGAUCAUCAUCAUAAUCAUAUACACAAGACUGUAGAAACCAAGAUUGGCACCAUAAGACGAUCAAUGGAUGAUCUCUCUGCUCCACAUCAUCACAGGAGCAUCCCCAAUGGGCUUAAUGAUGCAUCCUCAAACUACAUUCGCCAGCUAGAAACGAAGGUCCGGAUUCUAGAGGACAAUAACAACAAACUGCUGUCACAACCCUGUAGCCGUUAUAGCUUAUCAAAGCUGCCCAUGAAGUGUAAUCCGGGAGACCUGCGAGUCCUGCGGAAGGGCAUGACCCUCUACCACUCAGAAUCACAGCUGUCUUCACUCCCUCAGAGACAGGAGGCCCUACUGAAUGGGACUGGAAGACUACAGACCAGUGAGUCUUCUCCUUCAACCGGGUUUGUCUCAUCUGUACAGAAACCUGAAGCUGUGGUUCAUGCAAUGAAGGUUCUGGAGGUCCAUGAUAAUCUGGACAAGCAGCUUCCAGAAGAAAGUGAAGAAGACCUGAGUGAGAAAGAGAAAGCCAUAGUGCGAGAGAUGUGCAAUGUGGUGUGGCGAAAGCUCGGUGACGCGGCGGGAUCAAAGCCGUCCAUCCGACAGCAGCUCUCUGGGAAUCAGUUCAAAGGUCCUCUAUAGCAGCUCUGACACAUGAGGAACAUUUCUCCUUCUGUUCAGCCACCAUGAAACUCCAGCAGGACCAAACUAAGAAACUGCUCACGGCAACAACAGCAAACACAAACGCUUCCGUCCACUAACGUCAUCCAUGUCAAAUAAUACGGAGUGCAACUCUUGCGAUUGACAUUGGACCACUACACGCCAGUUUUCAGAUUUAGUGAACAUGUAAAGCAAUAAUCCACAUUGAAAUAACAUUGUUUGAUUAUUAAUUAUAUUUUUUUCUUAAUCGCUGCAAUGAUUCAUUCUCAUGAAUUUACAAAUGGCACAGCUUUGACGAACCCUUGGACUACGCAGUUGACAAUUACCCAACGUCAGUGUGGCCGAAUGUAGAUUCAGAGAAGGACGGUGUAAUUUGGGACAGGGCCCAUGAAGUGUUUUAUGACUGGCAGCUGGUCACUGUCACUCAGCUUGCCUUUUCUUUUUUACCUCAUAUUCUUGUUUUACAUACACAGUGAUGUCAGAAAACUCAUUGUUUCCUUGCACCCUUUUAGACAAAGAUCAAACUUUUAGAGCGAUACCAGAUAAGGCUCCCUCACUCCACUGUGUUCUGGUACCCGUUUUGUGCAAGUAAUGUACAGAAAUGACUCUGAAAGGCAAUGUAAGAUAUGUACAAAAGCUUUAAAUCACUUUAUUAUGUUGUCUUUUUAAGUGUUUUUACUUUUUCUAGUAGCUGUUUUUAAUAAGUACCAACUUAACAAUGUAUGGGGUUUCUUAACAGCGCAACACUUUUUGAACAAUGCAACUUAGACACAAAAGCAGCACAAAACAUGCUGAAUCUGACUUUUCCCUGUUCCUGUAUGAAAAAAACAAUGGCAGACACAACUGAAAUCCAUUGUGUUUGUAUAUUCAAGAUGUCAAAUUUUAAAACAUGUGCUGUUCAUGCUUGACAAUCACAUCUCUCAGGUCUGGGGAAAUUAUAAGUACACAUCAUAACAUGUCAGAAACAGUAUUUUUUGUCCUUUUCCAGCAUUUUGUUUGUCCUUGAUUGACCCAUUAACAGUCAAGACUAACGCAUUGGCAGAAAUAAUUGUGCUGACCUCAAGUUUUCAAGCUCUUUAAUCCUAAGUAAAAAAACAAACACAUGCAAUGCUCCGCUUUGACCUCCACAUGAAUGCAUGACAGAUGAUGACAAUGAGGUCAUUGUGUAAAUUAAAGCAGUUUUGUGUCUCAAAAAGGGAACUAGUUCAUCAUUGUCUUGCACCAACUUAAUACUUCACUCCAUAAAAGAAAACUGCGCCCGUCAAACAAUUUCAUGGGCAUUUAAGUAGAUGUUCUAGGGGGAUCCUUUGUCACUGUCAGUUAGUAUUAUUGCCAUUUGUUUUGGAUGAAAAAUUAUCACAAGCCCUCAUGGAAUCCAUUAGAAUGCCUGUGAUUCACAAAAUUAAGCAUAUCUCCCAACCCUUACUUGUUCAUUUAUUAUAUUUUUUUGGCUAAUUUGAUAAUGCUUUUAGUCAUCAAUAAGACCAUAGCACUUUCAGCACCAUUUAACACAUUUUUGGUUUAUAUUCCACAUAUUUUCUCUAAAAAGUCUGCAGGGCCUGCUAUUCAGCAGAGAACUAGUGGUAAACUUUAAUCUUAUGAUCAAGAUCCGGAUAUAGAAAGUGACGUUCAGCUAAUUUAAAUGCAUGUCAGCAAUAGUUUCAUGUAUGUGAGUCUCUUUUUCCUACUAUUUUUUUCCAAUGUCAAAUAAACUGUUAACAAAGUUCAAAAACAGGCAUGCUUAUAAAUGAAAUACUACGGCUGUGUUCAGAAUGCAAAACUAGCAUACUGAUUGUUGUGCAAUAUAUGCUGAAUACUAAUAUUUAAAAGAAAAAAUAUGUAAAACAAUAAACGUUAUACAAUCAUAAACAGUAGCAUUGUCAUGAAAAGUCAAGAAAUAUUUCAUAUUUAAAUAAAUUGCAGAUAAUUCAGUACGAUCUUCAUACUGGCAAUGGAAGGUCAAGCACACUUUUGAAUUUUGAUAAGGCUAGUAUGUUAGUAUGCUAUUCCGAACAUAGCCAAAGUUGUAGUUGUAAAUGGGUAAAGGCUAAUGAAAGAGUUUUAACAUUAAUUAAUCAGAGGUGUUUCCACUAAUAAGACUGCAUUUGAUUGGCUGUCAAUGAAUUUUGACUUACCUGUUACAAACAUGAGAAGUUGCUAUUGUUGUCAAUGAAAGGAGUUGCAAGCAGAUCCUAUACAAAGUGCUGUUUCUCUCGGGAAGCGGUCUGAACACAAAGCCAUGAUUUUUUUAGAUGAUUUUAUUUGGCAUGUGCUGCCUCUUUUGUGCAUGGGGUUUUGUUUGGAACCUAUGCACCUAUACCCUGUGUUGUUUUAUUGUGUAAACCCUCUGAGGUUUAUCCUGUCUUCAGUGUUAAUAGGUGCGAGCAUGACUGCAGGAAACAUUUUAUGGUAAAUGUGUAAAGAAAAAAGCUGUACAAAGUGAACCAGACGAUUUGUCAAUAAACAAACUAUUGCUUUAA